UACCUAAUUUGGCUGUUGCAGUGAUUUUUAAAAAAAAACAUAACAAUAUGUCGACUUCUGAUGCCAGUAAUUCCAAUGGUUUUCCUAAAUUACCGCCCCCACCAUCAUCGGACAGUGUGCAACCGGGGUCCGGCGGGGUCACUGGAUCUAGCGGCAAUGCCACCAACAACCGUUUGAAGCAAACACAGGCUCAAGUCGACGAGGUAGUCGGAAUUAUGCGUGUUAACGUGGAGAAAGUGCUAGAACGUGAUCAAAAGCUUACGGAACUGGAUCAACGUGCGGAUGCAUUGCAACAUGGCGCAUCGCAGUUCGAGCAGCAGGCCGGCAAACUCAAAAGAAAGCAAUGGUGGGCCAACAUGAAAAUGAUGAUUAUUAUGGGCGUGAUUGGCAUUGUUCUACUAGUGAUUAUUAUUCUAUCCAUCAUUUAUUAAACGUUAUCAGAUAUAAGUUGCGAAAUCUUAACAAAUAUAUACACAUAUAUAUUUUUUUUUUCAAUUUAUCUAAUUAUCUUUCCCCAUGCCUUAAACCAACGUUUGUCAAUCAGUUCUGCUUGAUGCUAAUCCAGACACACAAUUUUUUUUAAAGUUCCAAUUUCUUUAUCAUGUUGUUAAACAUGAACAAAUUCAAAUAAUUUAAUAUUUUGGAAAUGCGUUUAAUCAAUUUGAAUAUUUUCACUACUCUAUCAGCAAUGUAAUUAUUAGCACUAGUAGAACUUCCAGUACGAAGAAUGGAUCAUUAUAAAACAAUGUGUAGCGAACAUGAUUUGAUGCGCCACAGUGCUGAGAGCAGAACAUUGAGCGAAUUCUGAACAAAAAUUGAACGAAGAAUUUAAAUGUUGUUACUUUUUAAACACAAAACAUUUGUCGUGUUUUUUGUAGCUGUUAUUUGUUAUAUUGCUUCCGUUCCAUUUCAUUGACUGCAGUUGCAUUUCAUUUCUUAAUAAUAUAAUUAUUGUUCGCUUACACUUGUUGUGUUUAAUGAGUCUUACGCUUAGAGACAUAGACCGAUUUAUAAUGAACAUGAUUCAAAUUAUCAAACCUAUCAGCGAUCUGUAAAUGGCUCGAAUAUUGCACUAUUGCUUCUAUUGUCUUAAAAGUUAACGUUUCUCUUCACUUUAAAAACGCUAAAAAUGAUACAACAUUUCAGCACGCUUUUCUUUUUGAGAUCGAAUGCUUAAUCUUGGAAAAUUACCUCUUUUGGACGAAUCGUAAAGAUGAACGGUGUUUAUUCACCUCUAUAAAUAUCUCGAAAAUAUGCGCGUAAUCGUUAUUUUGAUACUAUUUGGAACAAGUUUGAUAUGCAAUGUUCUAGGAAGUAAUUUGGGCUUCAAUCCAAAUGACCAAAACUCAAAUCGUGAUUUAUUAUACCCACAUUUUUUUAAGAAAAAUUGUAUAUCAUUCAUUUUCGUAUCUUAACUACUGGCUGAUAAAAAGUAAAAUCAGCGUAUUAAAAAAAUACAUCAUAGUUGUAAUUAUUGUUCCAACAUAGUUUCACAGUACAUAUGAUUAUACUAUUAUGAAUAUAGCAAAAAUCAAGUAAUGUUAUAAUAAAUGCUUAGGCACAAGGGAGCGCAACGUAAUUUGUAUUUCUUCAAGAAUUUGUUUUAAAACCCAUUCAAAAAUAUUUCUGUAUCGUCAAAUAUUUAAGCAAUCAAUCUUUGUUCUUAUGGCUUGGAACAUGUGCUAUACAUAUAAGGUUCAAUCGUAUGCUUUAAAAAAUCCGUACCGUACACUACACGUACACACAAAACUGUUUUCAACCGGGUUUUAACGAAUGUUGAAAUAUAUAUUGUUCAUGUGAAAGGAUUUAAUUUUUUCUCACUCAACUAUUCAUCUUGUAUGUCUGAAAUCAUCAUUGAGUGUGGGCCACUAUUUGUUCAUUUGUUUGCCGGUAUUACCAUCCAUCUUAAAUGGGCUUUGUAAUGAGCGAAGGUUCAAGGAUUAAUUCGUAAGUAAGAACAGUGGACGUGUCCAUAUUAUGAUGUUUUCUUCCAUGAGGUACGCUUAUUGGUGUAGCUUCUAUAUGUAGUUAUUAUUCCGUACAGACAUAUAAUGUUUAUACGAUUUUAAACUUCGACACUACAGUCUGGAUUGUUCCGGGAGGAGGUUCAUCUUCAAAUUCAGCGCCAGUUGCGGUUCCUUCUACGACCACGGAAGAGGCGAUCUUAGGUACAUUAAACUAACAACCCAUAAAAGGCACAGUCAAACAACUUUUCGGUUGGAAUGAUAGGCAAAACAAGCUACUUUUUCUAUUUAAGACAUAUCGAUGUCGAAUACAUCACGUAACCUUAUUUUUAAAAAGCAAAUAUUGAAAAUAUUUUAUCGUUUUUGAAUGGAUUAAUCAAAGGUAAUAAAUAAUAUUCAAUUGAA
Molecule: messenger RNA, 2369 nt
Organism: Anopheles nili
Lineage: Eukaryota; Metazoa; Arthropoda; Insecta; Diptera; Culicidae
Gene: Syb
Product: synaptobrevin
Exons: 3
Coding region: 48-431 (127 amino acids)
Biological process (GO): vesicle-mediated transport; vesicle fusion
Cellular component (GO): SNARE complex; plasma membrane
Molecular function (GO): syntaxin binding; SNAP receptor activity
Source: RefSeq, a predicted model, not a curated record